GUAAACACGAUGUUUGUGGAUGAUACAGAUGCAUCUUGCAGAAGAUUUCUACCUUAAAUAAUGAAUCAUGAUGCAGAAUGGAAACAAUGCAUUGAAGAAAGAACUUUGAUGACCUGAAUUUUUUUCUUGAACAUGGGAGACUCAGAAAGUGAUAGUGAAAAUGGAACUGAAGAAAGAGUGUUACCAGCUAAAGACGUGUACCUGUUAAUGAAGAAAGAUUACAGAAUAUCGAGGAACAUAAGAGCAUCAUGGUUUUUUCAUCACAUCAACUCAGUAUUAGAAUUUUCACCAGAAUCAUGUGUGGAGGAGACCAACAAAGAGCUAACAGUGGUGGGGGUGGUGAUGGAGGAGGAGGCAGUGGUCCAUUUUGGGACUGACGAUUCCCCCAAUGCCUCCCCACCACCACAGACUGAGCGGGCCUCUAUCAGUUUCCGCCUGGUGCCCUCCACUGUCGUCCAUUUCAUCGCCAAGAGAUACAGACUUGUCUUUGUGUUAGACUUCAGCCCCUCAGCUCUCUCUGUGGACUUGAAAACUGGAGAAGUGUUUGCAGACAAGAUUUUUGACAGCUUGAAGAAAUGUUUGCUUGGAUUGGUGAAACCAUUUCCACUUCCUGGGACAAACCUACUGUUUGAGUCAGAACUGUUUAUCACUGUUAUAGCCCACACCCCUAUGGUGGUCUGUACCACUAACCAGGUUUUAGUUCAGGGCAUUAGAGUGACUGCUGCCAAUGUUGCUGUGGUGUUAGAUGCGGUGAGAACCAGUCUACAGGUGUUUGAGCAGAGUUUGUACAACGACAUCAACCUGCCCACUCCAGAUAUGACAAAUCUUGGAGACAGUUUAUCGAGGAUGGAGCUUUCAAACCCAGAUCAGAAACCUCGCACCAGGAACAAGUCGGCUGAGUUGGCCAUUAAUCCUGAGGCUGGCAUCAUUAACUUACUCAGACAGGGGUUCUUUGCUCUACAGUUACUGCCCGAGAACUCUAGUGCAGGAAUAGUUGUUGUGACUGAUGGGAUGCUGGGAGUGACAGAUUUGAAUCUAUUUGACACUCUGCUGGCCCAGCUGAGGAGUAGCACCAUAGCGUGCUCAUUUCUCAGGAUUGGACAAACUCAGUGUGCUCGCUGCUCCUUUGGGCUGGUUCCUCAUGUGGAAUUGUUACAGUUCAUUUCAUCGACCACAUUCGGAACAUACAUAGGAGAUCCUCCUGAUGAGAAAGAAGAUUACCACAGGAAGCUGCUGAUCUGGAGUUUCCAGAAAUCUAUCAGGGAACCUCUACAUGUUCUACCUGGCUACAACAACAGUGCAUGUUCUUAUAUCAAUGUGUAUGCACAUCCCCUUAAAGAUUACCCAGACCUGAUUCCCAUUGAGAGGAAGAGGCAGAUGGAUGUAAAACUGAACACCUCUCUCUCCAGUGUUCUGUCUAUCAGGCUUAGAGAGGGCUUCACUCUAAGGAAUAUCAUCUUCUUAAGAGGAGAAACUCAGAUUAAGGUGGAGCUGGCCUUGUUAUGGAGAGACUAUGUCAAGAUAGAGUAUUGUGCCACUGCUGCCUGGCCACAGGAUAAAUCAAGACAACACCAGACACAUGUUGAAAUGUUUGUGGAAGGGAGCUAUGAAUUCCUACACGAUGCUUUCUCCAAUGAAUGUACUCUGACAAUGUCCAGGUGGAGUCCCAUCCGACUCAACCGAAGAAAGAAAUUCCUAUUAGCACUAACUAAACUUCGUCAGAGUGACGUGUUACUGAGUCAUCUUCAGGGCUUUGCUUCCAAUCCUGUAAAUUACAAGUUACCGGACAGUAUAAAGAAUGGCCUCUCUGUGUUCUACAUACCCCUCCAGUCUAGUACCCCAACCCUCAACUCUCAACACAACACAAAGGAUGCUGUUUUAAAUCAGUUUGUCACAUUCUGGAAACCAGUGGUUCAUUUGGACACAAAAAUUUGGCAGAAGUGGAUGCACAGUCACCGGAUAGGUAUGGUGCUGGAACAUGACCGCCCCUUGUCUAAGUACCUACACAUCCCCGACUCCUGUGGGAGGUUCUACUUUGUCUUCUGUCGACAAGCUCAGCUGGCCCUACAAACCCUCCUCCAGAGCUGGAGUACAUUUGUACUGGUGGAAAACACUGCUUAUGUCAAGUAUUUGUAUGAGGGAGAGUCUCAAAGUUCUAAAGAGCAUCCCACCCAUUUCCUGCUUUUGAGAUUGUCCACUUCCAAAGCUCCCUGCAUGACAAUCAAAGCGGCUUUCCUGGGAGGAGCCUCAGGUUCCAUGAGAUACAAAGUGCUGAAGGAACUCAAAACAAAAGUAUUUGCCCUGAAGUUUAAACAAGGAGGUUCCCAGAUAGAGAAGAGCAAGAAAUCUCCAAAACAGGAGAAAGAGACAAUGGUUAAGAGGAAGCCACCCCUAAGCAGGGAUUGGUCAGAGACGCCAUGCUGCAUCAUGUUGACCAAACCCAUGGAAAAUAUUCUUAUCAGUUAUGAGCGGGUACCUAGUGACAUGACAAUAUUAGAGGAUCCCUCUCGUUACUUCCCUAGUCACAUGACAGCACAACAAAUCGCCAACAAGACGGUGCUGGCAAAUGCCUUCAACACAUUGUCUCGUUACCUGUAUCAUCAGCGCUGGAUUUGGACCAUCAGACAAGGAAAGGUGGACAUCAGUAUGCAAGCUGUGGGCAAAAUUCUCUCCACGCUCACCAAAAUAAGGCUUCAGGAAGGAUUCCAUUUUGCCUCCAGUAAUUCAGGAAUUGUCAACAUGGUGCUAGAAACAGAUAUGAGGCACAAGUCAGAGACAGUCAGUUCUGGGACAGAUGUCAGUAGAUGUGUGGUACAAUACGUGAUAUUCCCCCCACAAGUCAAAACUUCAUGUACAAGUGUCUCAGAAGAUGACAUGGAUAUGUUUGAGCUGACUGAAGCAGACGGCGACCUACAGAUUGUGACAGAAUGCUGGAUAGAGCCUCAGUAUGGAGUUGUUAUAAAUAGCACGCCAGAACGCCAGCACUGGGAGGGACUGACCUACAAACAGAUUGCCAGGGCGUUUUAUCCCAAAGACCUGGAAUGUGUGUCGAGUCUGGUGACCUUUGAGAACUUGCAGUAUGUUUGUCAACACCCUGCUGUGUUUGAGGACCUGCUACCAUGGCAACCAGAGGGGAGCAUUUGCAGCAAUGCUGCGUCCAGCUCUCCAUAUGAUGAUGAGUGUCGUAGGGGGCCAAUUUUACCCAACAUUCACCAGAUGCCGCUGGUGUUUGACAUCCUGUCAUUGGUGCCCAAGAGUCAACAAGCAGAACUGCUCUUUUCUUCCUUUAUUCUUGUGAAAGAGACAGAUGAAACCUUCAGAGAUAUCAAAGGCUCCAACAACCUGCUGCUGAAUCUGUUCUUCGGUGAAAUCAAGGGAAGAAAAGUGCAGGAGAUCCCCCUCAGCAUCACAGACUCUCGGAGGUUCCUGCAGCUGUUGGUGGGCAGGGACAGAGAUGUUCAAAACAAUCCAUAUCCAUUUGAUGUCAGCAAUGUAAAACAUACCAUAGACAAAGCACCUAGUCAACCUGAGAGUCCCAAUAAGUCACCCAAAGCUGUAUCUGAUUUGGAGGACAUUCCACAUUGGAAGUGCUUUGUGUCGUCUGCUAGUGCUAAUAAGCUUUUCAUCAAGUUUGUGCCAGCCUCUUAUGAAGAUUUGCUGAAAUUACAUGGGGCUAGUGUAGAGACUAAAAAGAAUUCCUUGACAUUGAUGAAAGAGGCGGUGCCAGACAAAGUGAAGAUUUUAGAAAAUGCAAAGGUAGAAAGGCAGAUGUCUUUAGAUAAAGAAAAUGCAAAGGUAGAAAGGCAGAUGUCUUUAGAUAAAGAUGAAAAGAAGGUGGAGGGUGAAAAAGGCAUGGAAGAUGAAACAGACAAUAAAACCACAGAAAAUGAGGAGGGAAAAUCUAAACCUCUUUCAUAUGUUAUACCAGUUUACUUUUAUGAAUGUCACCUACAAAAUAUAACAGACUCUCUAGUCAACCCUUGGAACUUUUCGAACAAAGAAGACAUCUUUGAAGAUUGGACCUUUCAAGUGGAUGAGGAGUAUAAAAGCCCAGCCCUAAAGAAGCCUUCGGUAGAUUUGAGUGCCUUUCACAAGACAACAUUAGAGGAAGGAGGAACGAGUCCAACAUUUAGAAUCCAUCAUGAACGCCGCUCAACAGAAAACAGUGAUAGUGAGGAUCUCGUACAACAGUCCACUGACUUAAGGGAGUACUACUGCAGCAGUUUUUUAAAUGGUGUCUUUCAGAGUUUACAGCAAGGUUUUCUGGUAGAUCGUCAGGACAUAGAGGCAGCCAUAAACAACAUCUGUGAGGAGACGCACCCCAUUGAGAUAGAUACGACUUCCUUCCUGCAUACUUCCUGUCGUCACUUUCAGCAGCUGGUAGAAGAAGCCAAGACCUCGGUAGCACUGGUGGAAACAACAGAACACAAAGAAGAUGGCCUGAAAAGACAGACUUCUGUCAGAUUUGCUGAUGAAGUAGAUGGUGAGUUGCUGACCUUUCCGUCCCUCCCUGCUGUGCUUCAGAUCCCCCGAGGCCGAAUUCGUCUGACAUCCCCUCCCCUCCCAGACAAAUGUGAAUAUUACGAGGGACUCCAUGACAUCAUUAGGGGAAAGUUCCUGGACAUCGUCAAUAAAUGGUUCAAAGUUGUGCCGUCUGCUCCAGAUUUUUACUUCUACUGUCCAGACUCUGUACCAAUGGAAAACAACAAUGAUUCAGACAACUCUGACAUUGUUAAAUCUGAGACCAUAACAGCAGAAGAACAGGCCAUAACUACAGAAGAACUACUAGACGACAGUAUCGGCUUCCAGGAGCCUGAGCAGGACUCGGAUCAGAAAAACAAUCCAGAUUUUGCCUCCAUUGCUUCCCAGAGGGACUCGGAUGAAACAUUGUCUUUUGAGGAAUCAGAAUACGACUUUUGCGAGGAAUUGAAGUUGCAUGAAAACGAGGAUGACUCGGUGCCACUGUUUUUACAUUUUACUUGUACUGUGAAAAGUGGCAUCCAAAAUGAAAAUGUUUCUGUCAGGAAACUGGUGCCAUGUAUAGAGGAGUUGUGUGAUGCAGAAGAGAUCUCUGUGAUGGAGGUUAACCUGGCUGAUCUAAAAAUAACUCUGGAUAUAAACUGCCUGACUUACCAAUCCGAGUCGGAUGUCUGUGAGACUACACAGAUCCCAUUCAUGCGGUUGUCGUCUUAUAACUCUGUAGGGAGUGAGGAAUCACCGCGAGUUUCUGAAAGUGAAAACGUAGAAGUAAUAAGCUCAAUUGAUCCUGGUAACCAGUCAGGAGGAGAUCCAUUAGGAAAUUUACCUGUACAGCAGCACAAUGCCAUCAUGAAGUGCAAGGAGGAGCUUGAAUGGCUUCUAAAGGAUGAAAUAGCUUCUUCCCUGCGACACCUGAACCCAAUCAGGAAGGAUGCCCUGCAGUACGUCACAGAACACAUCAAGAAUUCCGCAUGUAAAGGAAAGCCAACCUGCUCAUUUGAGAGUGUGCCUCUGCAUUUCGUGUAUGGAUCUGAUGUCAGCUUGAUUAAGUUUAGAGAGGAAUUUGAGAGAUUACACAUGCAUGGCUUCCGAUUGAUCAAAGAGGAGGACUACUAUUUUGCCGUGAAGUUGAAGAGUCACUGUCUAGGACAUCAACCUGAUGUGAAAGCUUUGAAAAACGCUCUGGUGGAGCUGAGUAAAGAGGGAUCACCUGCUACUCAAAACGCUUCUUUGGAUAGUCUUAACGAUCCUACAGAGGACAGUUUCUUAUCCAAGGAGGCAGGGGUUCUAAGAACUUAUGUAUCUCCCAGAUUCUGUUCCCCUGAGACUUUCAGAAAUUCAGGUCAUGUGAGGCAGUUUUCCUCAGACAUCAGUGGUAGUGACGAGUACCCAUCACCAGCAAUUCGAUUUGAUAGAGUCACUUUUGAAAAGCAGGUCUCUCCCAAUGGAACAGUGGAACUUCGUCAAAAGGAGGUACAUAUAUCUGAGGGCAAUGUACUGUUGAGUGAUUCUAAACUCAUUGAUUCGAGGAGGAACUCUAAAGAAUCCUCAACAGGCCAGGCAUUCAGUUUUAGUGCCAGAAAGGACAGCAAUACCGACGACACAACAUCUGAGAGCGCCUCAGGUCCCUCCAGUAACCCAGAGGGACAACUCUCAACCAUUGCACCUAUACAGCCCUCCAGCCCCAUUGUUACACAGAGUGCAAGCAACAAUGAUGAUCUUCCGGAUGCUUUCCUGAGGAAGUCCUCCAGUUUUGCUGGGUUUCAGAAUGAGCAGACGACAGAAACCUUCAGCAGACAAGAGUCUGUAACCUCUGUGCUCCAGCUUCCAUCCAAGCCACGGGGGACUCCUCAGCUUCCAUCCCUCGGCAGACUAAGGCAUUCCUCUGCUCCCUCUGGGCAUGGUACACCUAGGAGCAAGAACUCCACAGUUCCACAAACACCUUCAUGGUUGUCUUCAAGAGGAAGCUACACAGAGGAAGGAUAUGAUGGAGGGACUAGUGACAGUGAGGAGGGUACCACAGCCUUCAGUGACGUGAGUGGACUACAACACCCCACCCCUAAAUUCUGGCUCAUCCUGGAGGUCAAGGAUGAUAGAGUGGACAUGUACUAUCACUCAAGAGAGACAGGAUUAGCUGGUGAGAGUGAAGAUCUCCUAGAACAAAGAAAAUUGAUGUCAAAUGUUAAGAAGAACAUUGAGUCACUCUGUCGCAAAGUUAAUCAGCUACUGCUCCUGAAUGACUUGUAUGAGACUCGCAUGUGUAAAAACCUGCUGGUGGCAGAAGCUGAUGAAGACGUCUCCUGGAAUGUGGACACAGUACCGGGGAAGCCUCCAUCUUCCCAUUCAGAAGAUGAAGAUGAGACCUACCCAGGACUACAGUACCUGGCAGCAGAGAACAAGUACCUGCCCGGACACUUUGAGUGUGAGAGUGUGAUGACCUACAGAUUCAUCAUCCAUCCUCGGCUCAAAACGGGAACGGGAAGAACCAAUGUCAGCAGAGGUGUUCAAGCUUUGAGGACAGUUCUGAACAAGUUUUCUGUGAACAACAGGAAGAAUAUGUUUGUGAUCAAGGAGUUGGAUGAUUCUAACUCUGUAUACUAUCUAAGACUGAGGGAGGUGUUGAGGGAAUUGUCCAGCAAUCUGUCCAGACAGGUCUCCAGUAUCAGCACUGAAGAUUUUGGACUUUGUGAUUCAGCUAGUUCUAUGAUGUUUGCUGGGAGAAGAGAGGAGAUGGCCUCAGACAAGGACCCAGAUACGGUUUCUCUGACCUCUGUAGGGAGUUCUACCCAGAGGUCACCUCAGGACCUCAUUGAGGUGGAGGUGUAUGGAGUACAGGCUGCUGGUACUACACUGCAAAUGCAUUUAAUGGACAUGUUACAGAAGAAACUAGAUGAUGCUGUAUUAGAUAUCAUCUCUGUACAACUCAUUAGGAAUCCUAAUAUCAAACUGAUGCCACAUGAUAUUCAUUUUAUACAGAAGCCAAACCAGGACGUGAGUUUGGAGAUUUUCCUGACAAUCCCCGGAAUUCUCCCGAUCCCCCUGUCAGCCCUGAUGUACUACCUCAAACAGAACAUGUCUCAGUUCUCACACGCCCCCAACUAUGCCGACAACAAACCAGAGCACAGGUUCCAGGAUAAAACUGGUCUCGUGUCACAUCCUAUACCAGAUGAUGAGGUGUUUCUAUACAUCAGACCUCAGCCCUCAGGUGGAAAAGGAAUUGCCUGUGUAAGAGUGUCUCUGGUUGAUGGACAGAGAAAUCUGGUUCCUUUGUUAACCUGCCCUAGACCUUCCCGGACAAAUUACAGUAAAGUAGAAACAUUGGAGGAGUUUGAUUCCCUCACAUACACUGCCCCUCUCAGUCCAAGACGUCGAAGCAGGGCUGGUAUACCAGGUCCCACAGCUCUGGUGCAGUUUCGGAUUUGGGAGAGAGGUUCAUCUGACCUUGACACCUUCAAAGAGAAGCUGAUUAGUGCAAUGAAACAUGCCCUUAAUGAUGUCAUAAUGGAGUAUUACUUCCUUACCUCCUCCAUCUGCCAGGUGCCCCAUCAACUACAUGACAUUCUCCCCACCCCAGCUCUGUCUGCCCCAUCCUCACCAGUCAUUACCAAAGAAUCCGUUGAAAAGAGACAUUCAGCCCUUUCUAGGAAGAACUCUAUGGAGAUUUCCAUUAAAUCCCUCAGUACCAGUAAGACAGCCCCGUCUCCCCUGCAGUUUAUGAAGGACACGUUUGGGUCCUCGAGGAGCAGGUUAAUGUCACCCCCACCAGACUCCUCCUCAAAGGUCUUUGAGUUUCCAAGUGUUCCCUCCCCUGUUACCUCUCCAACACCAGGUGGCAGUGUAACAGAUAAAGGCUCAGAUGUAUAUCAGGCGAUAAAGAUGUAUGAAGAUGGAGAAAGAGGGAGUCUGUGUCCUAUCUUCACAGAGCAGAUGGGCAGGUGGCUGGAAUACUGUCAUAAACAAGGUGCCCCAGCAGUAAAUAAACUUGAGCAAACCUUUGUAUCCAGACUCAGUUUGGACCAGUUUCUGAUGGAGUUCCAAAGUCUUGUGAAGACGGUGACCUCAGGAAACGUAUCCCCUCGCAUAUUUCGACAGGACCCUGACCAUCAUGGGCAGUCUGGCCGCUGGGUGCAGUACAACCCUUGUAGAAAACCAUUACAUACAGAGGAAACGUACAAGGAAAGCUCUCUGGAUUACAAACAUUGGUCUGCAUCACAUACCUCAGAUGUAUCUUUCAUUGUCAUUGGUCGAAAUGUUGACCAAUGGCAAGCAAGUAUCCAAGACAUGGGGGAGGAUGAAAUAGCAGAUAUCAAUAUGAAGCAGAGCCAGAAGGAGAAAGCUUUUCCAAAGCAGUCCUUCCAGAGAUUUGCUCCUUAUCUGUUGGAGAAAACAAGACGUGAAUCCUUGACUGACCAGACAUCUCCUGAUGCUAUAGAGAUGAGUCCAGUAGGGUCCACCAUGUUUAUACCCAGACAGAGGCUGCUCUUUCUUCUACUGAAGAACAGAAAGCUGGUCCUGUACACAUACAACUGGGCAGGGGACUCCACCAAUCUUCUGACUAAGUCCACCACUCGUCUUGUGCAGUGGCAGAAUGCCAGAGUCAGUCUGUUGAACAGUGUGGUGGCCCAGAAGAUGGGGCUGUUCAGUCACUGCUCAUUCUAUGACCCAAAGAGUAAUAAGAAGAACCCAUUUGCUGGAACCAGCACCAAUUUGGAUGACUUGAUAAAAUGUACAGCUCCCCCCAGUGACAAGGGGCGUCGCCAUAACAGUAUGACCACUGUAGUCACCUCAUCCUAUCGUGCGUUUGAUGAGGUCUAUAAAGACCUUAAACCUUCCAAGCCUCUGCAGAACACAGAGUUUUACAAGAUGUCCGAUAUAAUUAAGCAACAAUGCUUCCAAGCCCAGGACCUCAGAUUACAAGAUAGAAGAGAUUUGGAGAAACUUGAAAAAUUGCGCAACUUGUAUUUACUGUGGAGUCAAAAGUCAACUGCCCACAUGCCUAUUAAGGAAGAGUUGCUGAACCUUCUGAAGAAGGCCUCUAGACUACUACACUACUGUGCCACGCCCCUUUUGUUUGACCCUGUCUGGAGAAGAAAGGUCAUGAAGAAAUUUGAAGUCACACGGAGACAACUCUCGGUUUCCUCAACGACAGAGAAAGUGCGUUCAAGACAUAGUUCUGGUCAGUCAGUAUCAAGUAUGAGAGCCAUGAGGACAAAUAGUCAGGAAGGCUUAAAAAAGAGGCCUGUGACCACGCCCACAGACUCACCUGUCAAUCAACCCAGGCUUCAGAGAGAGGAGGCGUGGCAUAUAGAACUCAGACACACCUUCCUUCACCAGUAUAUCAAAUAUGUCCAGUCACUGGGCUUCAUCUCAGUCACCCUUCAACCAAAUCUUCACUCAAAAGGAACACAUAAGAAGAGGUCCUCUUAUGAGAAGCUGUCAGUUCACGAGGAAGAACUUCAUCCACCCCACACACAGUCUUCCACCUGCUACCUUCACAAGGCGAUGCCUGCAGGGAUCAUGUUGAUGGAGCUGAGUUUUAGGGAGCAGUACUUCUGUGUGGAGAUGUUUGUCUGUGAGAACACUCGUAUUGGAAUCCCCAUCAAUAAACAUUUGAAGUUACUUUUUGUGGAGGAAUGUGAGAAAUGCAAGGACUUGAUACAUGUGCAUUCUUUUGCGCAUGACUUCCAUCUGCGCUGUAUUCAGUCAUGCAUGCAGCCUGUACAGGCCACUCAGUCUUUCUUUAGGCCUCAGUAUCAUCUGACAGGAUUUCUGAGAGAUUUUUCACAGGUGUAUCCAUAUCCUCCAAAAUUCUCCAGAAAUUACCUGAUGGAAGAUUCAGUUUCAAUUUCCAAUUUAUCAACUAAUGGAAGUGACCUAUAUACCUUCAUGGUACAGAAUAACAAACUGAAUGACCUAAAGAAGUUUGAGAUGGUCCCCAGUGUUGACCCAGAAAUUGACAGUGAAUUCUGUUUUGUAAAGGCAACAGAGUAUGCCCUGGUUUCCCAUAAAACAGUUCACAUCCCUCUACCUCCAAAGAGCAACAAGCCAAAUCAUGAAGAUUACUUUGUGGGACUGGUGAUUACACAAAGUCCAUACAGUGAUACAGACAGACAUACAUUGAAACUGAACUAUUUCAUAUUAUUGACGAGUCAGUCAGAACUGUUUCCUAGUGACCCAGUAGAAACCAAAACAGGAGAGUUCAAGGCCAUGGUUCUUCAGGAACUUUCAGAUCGCUCCAAAAUGGUUCCUGUCAAACAACACAUUAGUGUUCGAAAGGAGGUCCUGAAAUUCCAGAAGAUGAGUAAGAUUCAUAACCUGUCACUGUACAAUCUGCUGGAAAAUGAAAGAGAGCUGGCAAGGCAGAAAAUAGAUGAUAUGAUUGAGAGGUCAGAGGUCAAGUGUAGAAAGGACUCUUUGUGGCAGAGGAUGCUGAUUGGUGGGAAACUGGAAGAAAAAGAUAAUCUGCAAAAGCUGGAAUUUGAGGAAUUUCUGGAGCUCCUCGGAAUGUCGGUGCAAGUGUCCUUGGACUCAGUAGAUUCCCAGCUGAUUCCUUUCCUCAACAUGAACUUACUGUGGUACAAUGGUCUGUUCAAGAAACUCCAGACUAAAUAUCCUGAUACUCAUAGAUGUUUCUCCUCACAAGAUGGACAAGUGCAAUAUAUUGUUAUUCUGAAUCCAAAUUAUGUGGACAUGUUUUCCAUGUUGAUGACAAAUUCUAGAGAAAAUAGAACAUUUUUAGGUGCUGUGUAUAGGGACUCCCUGAUGGGUCAGGUGGACACGCUGGAAUCCCCCAAUCUUCCCGUACGGAGUGUCCAGCAUCACAUGGAGGACUUUGUCAAUGUUUGUAGCUAUCAUCUGUGGGCUUCAAUGCUGUGAACAAUGUUAGUGUGCAGACAACCAUAUGUGUCUUCAAAGCUGUGAUAUACUUUUUGCUUAAUUUUUUUUUUUUUGUCGGAAGUGUAUAACACUUGCAGAAUUUCAUAAACAA
Saccostrea cuccullata (small rock oyster) is the source of this 11467-nucleotide messenger RNA. RefSeq names its product KICSTOR complex protein SZT2-like. Gene Ontology annotation, cellular component: peroxisome. The record is from RefSeq and is a predicted model, not a curated record. Lineage: Eukaryota; Metazoa; Mollusca; Bivalvia; Ostreida; Ostreidae.